Molecule: messenger RNA, 1004 nt
Organism: Linum trigynum
Lineage: Eukaryota; Viridiplantae; Streptophyta; Magnoliopsida; Malpighiales; Linaceae
Source: the annotation of a GenBank genome assembly
UCUCUUCUCUUUCCUUCAAAAUUAUGAAAUGGAAAUAAGGAUUCACUUUGAGAGCUCAACGUUUUUAGUUUAUUUCAAUUUUCAAUUUUCUGCAAUUUUUUUUUAAUUAAAUUUAACGGCUGAAUGGCAAAAACCGGACGAGCGGCUCGAUCGGCUCAAGCGGUUAACCGCCUCGGCCGCUCGUCAACCGUUACCUGAACCGGAGCAGCUUUUAGACUGUUCCGAGCCGGGACCGGUUGGCGGUUUUACCGGUCGGGCCGAGCGGCUCGGUUCGGCUUUAAUAACAUUGGUUGUAACCUACUUCUAUUCCAUCAUAAUCUCAUCAUCCUGAGAGUGGAAAGCCUCCGUGGAGUAGUUCCGUUCGAUAUGAACCGAGAAAUCACGUAAAUCUCGUUGUGUCUUUCAUUUUUAGUUUACGUUUUAUUCAUGGUAUAGAGCUGUGGAGACGAUCUUCCAGCUUCAUCAAUCAUGACUGAUGAAGAAUCCACGGUCUCUAGCAGCUGCGGUGACUCAAAGUUUUCCGUCUCACCGUCGCCCGUCUUUCUCCAUCGUUCAGACAACCCUAGUCAUUUGUAUGCGGGCGAUCUUCUCACUGAGCUCAACUACGGUGAGUGGCUCGGUGACAUCACCGAUUCCUUGCUGGCCCCACGACUCUACGAGCUGCAUCGUACGAUCGGAGCUCUCCAUCAAGACAAGUCUUCGGUGGCCGCUCAUUACUAGGGAUGGCAAUAAAACCAGAAUCCACGGGUACCCGACCCGAGCCGAUCAACACGGGUAAAACCCGUGUUGAUGGGUUUUGGGCCGGAUUCGGGUUUAAACCCGCUACACUAUUCACGAGUUGGGUUGGGUUUGGGUUUAGGUAUACCCGUCCCAUGGGUACCCGCCCACACCUAUAUAAUUAAUUUUGCCCGUAUAUUUAAUAUUCUAAGCAAUAUAUCUUCCUUUAACAGCUAAUCUUCUUUAUGUUUGUGGAGACAUGUCCAAAAGAAAGACAGUUAAUUUUU